AUGUCACUUCUAAAUAGGUUAAGGAGGCUAUUUGAAAGGGAGAGGAACCCGUCUCCAGCGCGGAGCACGGGAAACGGCUCCGCCCUUCCAGGGGCGAAGAGAAAUACUACCGGUGGUGGCCCGAACAUUUGGCCCGUGCACCCCGAUGUUCAGCGUGAGAUACAGAGGGGCUCGCAUUUGAAUAUGAAGGUCGUUGUGCGUGGGAUGCGCCGCACGGGGAAGUCAACUAUUGUCUCACGUCUCUGCGGAUACGCUCCGCUUGGCGGUUACACACCUUCGCCAGAAAUCAGUGCGGGUACCAUUUUUUACCGUAGCUAUGCAGGAAGGACAGGAGUUGGCGGCGGUGGCAGCAGCGGUGCGAAGGUGGAGUUAUGGGACGUGGUUGACGAGGGCUUCAGUGCCUCCCAACCGUCGUCCACGGCACGACACCCAGCCCUGGCGGAUGCGCGCUCCAUCGAUGUCUACAGGGGAUGCCAUCUAGCAGCUUUUGUUGUAGAUCGAACUCGGAGGGAGACGCUGGAAUAUGCUGUGCGUGAAGCGCGUCAUGUUCCACCAAAUACAUGCGUCAUUUUUAUUCUGAACUUUUAUGAUGCGCCCAGAGAUGCGCAUGCUGUUUCGGAGCGUGACAUUGAUGCUGCGUGCACGGGUCUCCGACGGGCCACAACGCCUAUGAUUUUGGCGGCUUCUGCAGGUCGUUUGCCGCCGGAGGAUUACUCUAUCGCUGCGACUUGGGUGAGCAUCAGUGCCGCGACCGGCCAGGGCAUGGAGUCGCUUCGCAACGCCUUUGAGAUUCCAUAUAUGCUUCUCAAAAUAUCGACGUUGGAGGCUCACAUUCACGCGUGUUUUCAUUUUGUUGAGGAGCAUCGGACAUGGAUGCUCCGCGAAAGAGCCAAUUUCCUCCUUCAGGAGAAAGUAAACCAGCAGGCGCUACGGGAGGGCGGAACUGAGCCGCUCGGGGCGGCCUCUCGUCCAUUGCCCACGGGCGGAGGUGGUGGUGCGCCGCCGCGGGACGAGGGGCGGGGCCCACCCACGUUGAGUAUCGUCGCCGGCGACCGACUUCAUCGCGAUGUGGAGGAGGAUGAAAACGGAAUUGCAAGGGACUUUUUUAACGACAUUAGGGGGGACGAGGAGGAGGAUGCGGGGGGGGCUGGCGCGGGAGCAGGGAGGCGCAGAAGCAGUAGCGGUAGCGGUAGCUCUGACAGCGGCCACCGAAAGUGGAUGCGCCCCCCCACUGGGGCAGUUGUGCCAACAGUCUCCGCCUCGCCGCCACCGCCACCAGAGCCCACGACAAAGCUUGCGUCCCACGCGUCUCAUGGGGCUCCUGCGACCAUAACACAUCCUGCUGCUACUGGCAGUGCCCCUGUUACUGUGAUUGACGAGGAUGCGCUGCAGAUGCGUGUGCCAGCUGCGGGCUUUCGUGACUUUGAUGACAACGUGCUUGACGUUGGAGACAAUCAGAGUUUAGACGGUGAUUUCUUCGGUUCUGACCACUCUGGGGAGGAUUCCUCCAGGCACAGUGCGGCAGUGGCUACUGACGGCGACGGCGGCGACGAGGGCGAUGAAGUCCGCACGGAGUUCAGCGCACACCUGCGUGCGCCGUUGGCUGUGGCGGAAGCGUCCACGAAUAACGUCCAAAUUGAGCCCCGCACGUCCUCCAUUUCUGCCGAUGUCAGUGCCCUGCUACAGCAGAUGCAGAGUAUGCUAGGGACCUCUGUUGACGAGGAAGGUGCACUGCAUGUGCGCCACGACAAGCGCAAGGGCCAAGCCCGCCACAAGAGGAAAGAUGCGGCGCGAAGUAAAAGACGCCACCAUCAUGUGGGUCAGGAUGAUGGCUCUAAAGGGGUGAAAAACACCCUUAGUGAUGAUGGGUCUUUUGAGGUGAUCAGAGAGUGA
Trypanosoma conorhini is the source of this 1893-nucleotide messenger RNA. RefSeq names its product putative small G-protein. Gene Ontology annotation, molecular function: GTP binding. The transcript has a single exon. The record is from RefSeq and is a predicted model, not a curated record. Lineage: Eukaryota; Euglenozoa; Kinetoplastea; Trypanosomatida; Trypanosomatidae. Bases 1 to 1893 code for a protein of 630 amino acids. Gene Ontology annotation, cellular component: nucleus; cytosol.